AUGCCUCCCACGCCCGCGGCCCCGCUCGAGUUCGUGAGCGAGCCUCUCCUGGGGACUUACCCCACCUUGCCACAGGACAUGGCGCUCUCGCCCUAUGGCUCCUGGUACCCCGUGCCCGAGUUCUUGGGGGAGGUGCCACCGCAGUGGCAAGACUACAUCGCCAGACUAGAGGAGGAGAACCGCUACCUCCGCGGCAUGCUGCAGCAGUACCUCCCCCCGCCUGGGCUCCCGCAGGGACCGCCCUGCGAGCCGAAGCCGGGACCGCCGAUGUCGCCGAUGUCGCCGAGCGCUGCGCCGUUUUGCCCACCGUGGAGGUCAGAGAUUCCAGGAAGCUUGGGAUGCUUGAGUUCUGAGACGGGAGCAGUUGCUGCAGCCGCUGCAGCAGAAGCUUUGGCCUAG
Messenger RNA from Effrenium voratum, 399 nucleotides. The record is from the annotation of a GenBank genome assembly. Lineage: Eukaryota; Dinophyceae; Suessiales; Symbiodiniaceae.